CGUCGUGGUUCCACCGAGCGGCCGUCGACACAGCCGUCGCACCACCGCAGUAUCACGUUUAACGUCGCUCGCACUGCACAUCAUUACACAACAUUACUGUCCCCUCACGUUACAAUAAAUAAUUCAUAUAAAUUAUCAUAAUAUAACGUACCGGACCCGCCGCUUUUAUGCAUUCACUUAAACGGCGAUAAUUAUCGACGCGAAUCCGCCGAUAGCUAUUUAUUAUAAUUAAUAUAUACACAUAUUUUCGUUUUCUCGUCUAUUCGCGUGCACUCGUCAUCGGUAAAUAUAAUAUUAAUACCAACACGGUGGUCAUCAUGUCGUGACGGGAUCGUGGUCCAUCGUUGCCGAUCUGCAUCAGGUGACAUGAGACACGGAGCCGGUGCAGCAGUCACAGAAGCAGCGAUGCUCGUGCCACAGGACAUGCUGUCGACCCAGACUAAGAUGUCGUACCAGCUGGGCAAGUUUUGGGCGGAACGUGUGAUGACCCGGAAGACGGCAGCGGCGAAGACGAUCCGGGAGGUGUGCAAGGUGGUCCAGGACGUGCUCCGAGAGGUGGAGGCCCAGGAGCCGCGAUUCAUAUCAUCGUUAGUCGAGUGCAACGGCCGGUACGAAGGCCUGGACGUGGUAUCACCCACCGAAUUCGAGAUCGUGCUCUACCUGAACCAAAUGGGCGUGCUCAACUUCGUCGACGACGGGUCACUGCCCGGGUGCGCGGUGCUCAAACUAAGCGACGGCCGCAAGCGAAGCAUGAGCCUGUGGGUCGAGUUCAUCACUGCGUCCGGAUACCUCUCAGCUCGCAAAAUCCGGUCCCGGUUCCAGACUCUGGUGGCGCAGGCGUGCGACAAGUGUGCGUACCGGGACUCGGUCAAGAUGAUUGCCGACACCAGCGAGGUAAAGCUCCGAAUCCGCGAGCAGUACGUGGUGCAGAUCACGCCGUCAUUCAAGUGCGCGGGCAUAUGGCCCAGAUCGUCCGCACACUGGCCACUGCCGCAAAUCCCGUGGCCGCAUCCCAACCUAGUAGCCGAGGUCAAGACCGAAGGGUUCGACCUGCUGUCAAAGGAGUGCGUGACGCUGCACGGCAAGCAGUCAGCGCUAGAGGGUGACGCGUGGGUCAUGUCGUUCGUGGACGUCGAGAACCGGCUCAUGUACGGCGGCUGUCGGAAGCGGUGCUUAAGCGUGCUCAAGACGCUCAGGGACAGGCACCUGGACCUGCCUGGCAAUCCGGUCACCAAUUACCACAUCAAGACUCUGCUGCUGUACGAGUGCGAGAAACACCCGAUGGAAAUGGAAUGGGACGAACUGUGUCUGGGCGACCGCAUCAACGGUAUACUGCUGCAGCUCAUCUCGUGCCUUCAGUGCCGGCGGUGCCCGCACUACUUCCUGCCGCACGUCGACCUGUUUAAAGGCAAGGCACCGGGAAGCCUGGAGAAUGCGGCCAAGCAGACGUGGAGGCUGACCAGAGAGUUGCUCACCAAUUCCAGGGCUUUCGACAAACUGUGACCUGUGCCGCAGCCGCAGCAUCCCACGUAAACGAUAUAUUACUAAAAUAGGUACAAACGGCACGACUCUGCUUUUAUUAUAUAUACGGCGCACCGUAACUGCGUCAUCGUCUUCGUUAUAUAUUAACUCCGCCGUCAUCGCCAUCACGGGCAAGGUUUUUAUUAUGUUUUGUUAUAUAUACAUCUUUCUAUAUUAUAUUUUUUAUAUUAUUUAUUACAUUAUUUUGCUCUGUCCUUACGCCUCGCGUUCCUCUGCUGCGGAGAGACAACCGCCAACCGAACAGUGUUUGGUAUAUAUUAUUAUAUUACUGUUUUAUUAUUAUUAUUAUUAUUAUUAUUAUACUACUCGUAACGCAUACAUCACGAUAAUAUAUAACAACUAUAAUAUCCCCAUAUACUUGUUAAUUUAGUAUGCGUAUACGCGAACGCCAUAUAAUUUAUCGCUAAAGAUAUUCGAUAUGAUUUUGUUUUUUUAUGUUUUGUUUAGUUUUUUUUAUUUUUAAAUUGUUUUUAAAUAUUAUAUUGUAUACAACAACACUGUUGUUGUCUGCCUCAGAAAACGGAAUCGUUUAUAUCAUUUUUUUUCGCGAGAUUCAUAUAUUAUACUAUUAUACACAAUA
Rhopalosiphum maidis (corn leaf aphid) is the source of this 2122-nucleotide messenger RNA. Its product is annotated as protein mab-21-like. The transcript has a single exon. Bases 367 to 1503 code for a protein of 378 amino acids. NCBI's taxonomy places the organism in Eukaryota, Metazoa, Arthropoda, Insecta, Hemiptera, Aphididae. The record is from RefSeq and is a predicted model, not a curated record.